Molecule: messenger RNA, 1289 nt
Organism: Oncorhynchus mykiss (rainbow trout)
Lineage: Eukaryota; Metazoa; Chordata; Actinopteri; Salmoniformes; Salmonidae
Product: transmembrane protein 100
Biological process (GO): cellular response to BMP stimulus
Cellular component (GO): plasma membrane
Source: RefSeq, a predicted model, not a curated record
AAACACAACACAUAAUGUGCUGCCGCCACUGGGAGGGCGGACGGAUGCAAUGCAGAACACACACCACACCACGCACCAAACACAUCGAGACAGAGCACAAGCUGUCUCCAGACGACAACAACAGAGAACGCAGCAGCCCCUGUAGUAACAGAAAGAAGAGAUCCACCAGAAGAACCCCUCUCACUCCUCUCCUCUCCCUAGGACCGCAGCUCUGAAAUGGGCUGCUCCUCGGGACGCCAACCCCCGGCCCCGGUGCUUCAACCAGACCUGGACUGUGGCAGCAGCAUACCUCCGGAGUUUCCCCAUAGAGGGGACCUGGUCCAACCCCCAGAGUCUCUCUCCACACUAGAACGACUAGCCCAGGCCACUGGCGGCACGGAGAAGUCUUGGUACCGCUGUGUGUUCCCAUUUGGGGUUAUCUCCCUGGUGAUUGGUGUGGCGGGGACAGGGGUCACCUUCAUGUAUAACACGCCAGACCUGCACCAGACCAAGGUGGUGUCCAUGGUGUUGCUGGUGGUUGGGAUGGUCAUGCUGUUGAUGGCGGCAGUCUGCUGGAGGGACCACAGGCUGAAGAGAAGGAAGAAGAAGGAGGGAGGGUUCUUCUGCUCUGAACAGGGCACCUUGUGAGGUUUGGAGGAGGAAGAGAGAUGUAUGGAACAGAGACACAGACAGAUGAAAGGAUGGAUGGAUGGAAAGGUUGAAAAUCUGUGAGGUCCAAACCGAUCAACCUGCCACAUGCUUCAGCGAGACGCUAGAUUUCAGGGUGGUGGAGAGGGUUGAGAGUUCCUAUAUCUUCUUUCUCUUGUUUGGAAAUAUAACCUCCUCCUUCUUUACUUUUUUACCAGCCCCCAUGUCUCUGAGGAGGUUUACUUUGUUUUUCACUGUGUGGAGGAGGGAGGGCGGUGUUUUCAGGGUUUCAAGUUCAGAGAGUUCUGUCAACGGUUAACCGUAGACCCUGAUAACCUACUGUAGCUGUAAGAUGUCCCAUCAGAACGAUGAAAUCAGACUUUGGAUGUGUACCAAAUGACACCAUAUUCCCUACAUAGUGUAUACCCAAUUCCCUACACAAUGUGUAUAGUGUAGGGAAUUGGAUGCCAUUUUGGCCCAGCAUUUGUGUCCACACUUUUCAUUCAUAGUGAUUUACACAUUUCUGCUUUCCCCUUCAGUUGGCUUCGCAGUUUCCUAAAAAUGAGGACAUCACUGGAUCUGCCACAGAAUGGGCUGAGCUGUUAAAUUUUUACCAGUGGUUCUUUUUGCUGCCGUGUCAGUAAUAAAUUGUGAUGAAUUGA